AUGGAUCCCCGGUAUACUAAUUUUCAUGAUGUUGCCUCUUUGAUUUUUGAUGUAUGUUCUAGAGAGGAUCCUAUGGUGACCGGGAGGGUAGCGGUUAUGAUGGAUAUCAUGUGGAAAAAUCGUAAUAAUAUGGUUUGGAAUAAUGCAAGUGAGAGUUGUUCUAUUCUUGGUUCUCAAGCUCUUUGCGUUUGGCAAAAUUGGUUUAAGGCACAGAUUAACAUGAGCCACGAGCAUAUUCCAAGUAUGGCAAUUAGAUGGUAUCCUCCGGUGGAAGAGAGUAUGAAGUGCAAUGUUGAUGCGGGCUUUAAUACUAGUAGGGGCACUACGAAUAGAGGAUGGUGUAUUCGAAAUCACUUUGGUAACUUUGUGUGUGGAGGAGCAGCUUGGGAUUUUGGGUCUCUUUCGAUUAUUGAGGCGGAAGCUUUGGCUAUUAAAGAGGCUAUCCUUAGUGUUAUCGAUCUCCAUAUGGAAAAGGUUAUCUUCGAAAGUGAUUCACAAAGUACUAUCCAAGCUAUUCAUUCGGGUAUUCCUGGUUUGUCAAAAUUUAGUUUUAUUAUUUCUUCAAUUCGUAGUUUGUUGCUUAAUUUUCCUAACUUUGAGGUUAAGUUUGUAAAACGCCAAGCGAACUCGGUUGCUCAUGCCUUAGCUAAGGCGGCCGAUUCUUGGACUAGGCGUAGUUGGUUUGAUGUGACUCCUCCUUGUAUUGCUACUUUGUUGAUUAAUGAUAUGAGUUGA
Molecule: messenger RNA, 735 nt
Organism: Vicia villosa (hairy vetch)
Lineage: Eukaryota; Viridiplantae; Streptophyta; Magnoliopsida; Fabales; Fabaceae
Exons: 1
Coding region: 1-735 (244 amino acids)
Molecular function (GO): nucleic acid binding; RNA-DNA hybrid ribonuclease activity
Source: RefSeq, a predicted model, not a curated record